Molecule: messenger RNA, 333 nt
Organism: Aphanomyces astaci
Lineage: Eukaryota; Oomycota; Saprolegniomycetes; Saprolegniales; Verrucalvaceae
Exons: 3
Coding region: 1-333 (110 amino acids)
Source: RefSeq, a predicted model, not a curated record
AUGGUUGACAAAGCGGUCCGUCUAAACAGCGAGCACCAAUUACAGCUGCCGUCGCCCGCGUCCGUGGGGCUUACCAAGCAGCGAAUCCAAACUGUGGAUUUGUCUGCUACUGACAUUUGCACCGUCUAUGACGAGGAAAAGGUGUACGAAGAGCCAAGGGACCAUGAGUACGCGUAUCAGCGUGACAACGAAAUCGUGGCUCAAGAAUUGCCAUCCUCCCUCAACGGCGUCCUCGAAAGCCGCAUCCGCCUUCCGUAUCACCCAAAGCUUUUUACUACGGGCUCUGCCCCACUCUUUGAUGUGUUUGCAUCACUGCCGCGCCUACCAUCCUAA